AUGCGCCCACACACACGCACACACACUAGCAGCAUCGCGAGAUCCACACACACUCUCACUCAUAGCAUCAUCACUGCUCUGCUGCACCACAGAGAGAGGCACACUGAGCAUUCACCCUCUUUCUCUCUCUCUCUCUCUGCCCCUUCCUCUACUGCGCACUCUCUCUCUGUUCACCUUGGCUGCUGGGUGGUGUGGAGUUAUUGUUGCGUCAGAGCCAAAGAGAUCCAGAAACAGCCAUGCCGGGGGAGAGCUCUCACAGAUCUGUCCCCAAAGAAAGACAUCCGGAGCUUGGAGCAGAGCAGACAGGCCUGCCUGAACCAGACAUGACCAGACAUGCCUCCACUGAUUCCACCCCUAGUGACAGUGGCUCGACCCCUAGUGACAGCGGCUCUAGUCCCUCCCCCAGCACCCCUCAGAAGCUGCUCCCAUCAUGCACCUCUCCUUUUGGGCCGCGGCUGGUCCGGGCCACGCCCAGCUCCUCCGCGACCCCGCGACCCCAGCCUGAAGGUUCCGACCGUCGCCACAGUAACACGAUCCGGCUUAGCGGAACGUUUGGAGGUCACGGACCCUGUGGACGCCGCAGCGGACCCGUGAAGAUGGAGAGAAUCAAGGUCCUGAUGGGCUCAGAGGUGGAGAGUGACUACAAGGAGCCAGAGAACAUGGACACACGGGUGGUGAUGGGCCAGGAGGCCCUGCUCAAGACCAAGAAGACCCUGACAGGGAAGUGCCCUUGCGUGCAGAGCAGCCAGGUGAUACCCCUGCCCGGAGGCCAAGUCUUGGAGAUCCCUAACCAUCCCUCAGAACCACAGGCCGAGUCUGGGGAAAAGGCCCAACUGGACACAGGGCAGGAGAGAGACAAUUCACCUCUGACCCCAAAGAUGGAGCAAGAGCAGGAGAGAAUCCCUGUCCUGCCCAUUAGCCCUCUCCUCACCCCUCUCCUAACCCCCCUCAUCCCUGCCUCCCCUCCCUCCUCAGAGCCAGUCACAGUGGAUGUUAGUUUGACGGGCAGCUUAAGCCCUUUGGAGGCAGGGCUGUCUCCCUAUGGUGAAAUGCCUUUUGUAUGUGCCAUGUAUGCCAUGCCCUCCCUGUCCGAGCCAGCCUAUCCCCCUGCUAUCCUAUCCUUCACUGAGCCGGCCUAUGCCGUGAACCCUCUGAGAGUGGGUGUUCCCUCGUCCCUGGAUCCUGACCUGUACUACACCGCCCCCUCCACCCCCAUCAAGAUGGCUGCUCGCCCCUUACACCUCAAACARCGCUCUUACCCRGGCUCRCCAGCCUCUCCCCUCUCACKAAACUCCCCCUCYGACAGRGAGGACCUGUGCUCCCCRCUCACRUCCCCCUCUGGCUCCUACGUCACGGCSGAGGGYGGCAGCUGGACCUCUUCCACCUCCCCCUGCACCUCCCCCAACCUUCUCCUGGCAGAGGAGGUGCAGGAGGCACCUGCAUGCUUUGUCAGCUCGCUGUCUGAAAUCGGAGACGAAGUGGGGGAGGAUAGGGGAGCAGUAGGGGAGAGGGCAGAGGAGAAGGGAGGAGGAGCAGCAGAGUGGCGGUUCUGCCUCUAUAAGGGUCUAGCAGAGACUGUGAUCCUGGAGGAGGAGGAGGUGCUGAGAGGGGAGGUAAGGGAGAGGAGGAGUGAGGAAGCGACAGUCUCAAGGGGUAGCUGUCGCCCUCGCUGGGUGACAGAGGACACUUCCCCAUUGAGGAGCAGCAGCGGCAGAAGCACCGACUCCCAGGAAGAUGGAGGGGAGUCGGAGGGCUCGCUCUGCCCAGCAGAGGAUGCUCUGGCUGGGGGACAGCAGUACUCAAGUCCCCUGCUGCAAAGAGGCCUGGAGCUGGAGCUGCAGGCCUGUGUGUCUGAGGAGCUUUACCCUCCCAUUACCAACCCAGAUGAUGAUGGAGCAGACUCCCCACGGCUGACCUCCAUCUCCUUCCCCUUUGCCCCAGACAUGGGGAACCUAAGCCCUCACACCUCCAGCGUCAACCCUGCCUCCUCCAACCUUACCAUGGACACCUGCUCUCCAGAUGUGUCAGACGGGGAUAACUCCAGCCCUUACGGAGAGAUGGGUACAUUCCUGCUGUUUCCAGGCUCCUACAGUGAUGAUGGAGAGAUGGAGGAGGAGGAGGAAGAGGGGAGUAUGAUCCCAGCCUCUCUGCUUAACUUCCCCCUCCACACCAGUCUCCUCUUCCAGGCAGACUCCAUGGAGAUCACUCUCUUCCCCACAGAGGAGGGGAAUGAGGGAGGAGAGGGAAACGACAGGAACGAAGGGAACGAUGUGGAUGCGUACGCGGCCGGAGAGGAGGAGGGGGACGUGGAGGAUGAUGAUGAAGAUGAUGAGGAAGAAGUGGAAGCUAAYGUAGAGAUAGAGGAGGCUAAAGUAGAAAUAGUGAAAGAGGAAGAGGUGGAUGAAGAAGAGGGUGAGGACGUUGAGGAUGAGGAAGAGGAGGAGGAGGGUGAGGGUAAGGCUGUAAAUGACCCAGCUGAAGAGGACAACUCGGCCUCCUUCCUUCAUUCACUGUCAGAAACUUCCAUCAACGAAGGGCUGGAUGAGUCCUUCUGUUUCCAUGACGACACGGACGACUCACUAGACUCCGCCUCUUAUAAUGGCGAAGAGGAUGAGCGGCUGUACAGCACAGAGAGACAUGCUGAACCACCCACAGGACCACCCACAGGACCACCCACAGGAUCACCCACAGAACCACACCAAGCCAAACCUCAGCCUGAAACCAGACCAGAGGCCCACAGCACUGAACUGUCCCAGUCCCAGAGCAGACCUAGCCUAAUCAAUCCCCAAGGUGACAAAGAGCCCCGGCCUGAGGAUCCUCCAGGACCCAGACCACCACAACCUGCACUUGCACCUGCCCAACCUGCGGAAUCAGCCCACCCCGAGUCCUCCAACAGCAGUAGUGGGAGUGAAAUGGAGAUCUCCUCAGAGUCCUCUGACCCUCCUGUCCCCGCUCCUUCUCAGGAGAGCCCUUAUGUCUCUACCCUUACCCCUAAACUUUCUACAACCCCUUACCCUGCCUUCACUAGCCCAAAGACUACUCCUGCUACCGUGUCAACCCCUAAAACCAAGCCUGCAUCUCUCUCUAACCCCAACACUAACCGUGCUCCUGCCCCUAAUGCUAAAUCUGCUACUGUCUGUACCACUAACACCAACCCUGCUACAGCCUCAACCCCACAAAAUAACUCUGCUACUUCCUCCACCUCCAAAACUAACCCUGCUACCGUAUGUACACCUGAAAUGAACCCUGCUACGGUCUCUACCCCUAACAAUAACAGUUCUCCUGCCCCUAACGCUAAAUCUGCUACGGCCUGUACCACUAACACUAACCCUGCUACAGCCUCAACCCCCAAAACUACCCCAGGUACACGCUCUACCCCAAACCCUGCUACUAUUCCUAACACUAACCCUGCUGCUACUCCAAACACUAACCCUGCUGCUACUCCAAACACUAACCCUGCUGCUACUCCAAACACUAACCCUGCUGCUACUCCUAACACUAACCCUGCUGUUACUCCUAACACUAAGCCUGCUGCUACUCCUAACACUAACCCUGCUGCUACUCCAAACACUAACCCUGCUGCUACAAUCGCGGAGACAGCGUCCCACAGCAAUCCUGUCACCCUGGCAACUCAGCCAUCCCAUAACAUCCAUGUGACCCUGGCAACAGGAGCAGGGCGAGUCAAAGCAGUUGCAGAGGAAGUACAGGCUGGUACGGUGAAAGAGGAGGACAAAAGGAGCAGUGCAAAGAGAGAGAAAGACAAACAGAGCGGUGGGGAGAGAGAGAAAGACAAACAGCUUCAAGUCCGGUCCAACCGCUUCUGGUGUCAGUGCUGGAACUGGACAAGAAGAAUGAGAACAGCAGCGCUGAAGGUGUGGACUCCCAUCAGGUCCUUGAAGGCCACUGCCACCAAACCUGACAAGGGGGUCCUCUGCUCUCACGAGGAUGAGGUGGGUGAUAUAAUGGGGGACGAAGAAGACAACAACAGCCUGUGUGGUCGGCCAGACAAGAUGGCAGAUGUCGAGCUUGUGGGAGAGGGAGUGCCAGAGUCCAACCUGUCCAGCUGGAGGUCCAUCGAGGAGAUAUCAGAGGCAGGGGGAGGAGAGGACGGGAGCUCCCAAUUCCCAGAGGAUGAUGUCAGCAACCUGCAGAGUCACCCGGAAAACAAGGAGGAGCAGGAAAACAACAACAUUGACUCAGUGUUCCUAUCCUCUGGAAUGCCAACCUGUGUGACUCUGAAUGCCCUGUCAGAGGAGGUGAGACACCAGAGCCAGAGUCCUCAGCCAGAGGAGACAGAGCCACAGACGGUGAGCCAAAAAGAGGGUGGUGGCUGUCAGAAGACUGACAGGCACAUUGACCAACCAAAGACGAGUGGGGCCUUAGAAGGACAGGAYAGCAGUGUUUGUAUCUCAGGGGAAAGAGAUGUGGAGGAGAGAGCAGAGGAAAGAUUCUCUCCAACAGAGAGUGUUCCAGAACCUGCACAGCGUCAGACACCCGAGGGAGAGCUGAGCACAGAGAAAGCCAUCACUCCUCCUCAGCCAGGGAGGAGAGGGAAGCAGAGCAGAGACAGACCCAGUCAGCUGCGCAGACAAUCUCCGUCAGGCUCUGGGUCUACUGAUCACCCACAGGAACCAGCUCUCACUGCCAAGACCCUAGAAGACAUCUCCCCACCAGGGAAGCAAAAGAAUAAGAACAUGAGGGGACAAAAAUCUUCUGCAGAUACCAGACAGAGGACACCUGUGAAGGGCAAACCUGAGGCAGAGUCCGAGAGGAGAGGGGAAAACAGAAACGUCUCCAGAUCCCCGACUCCCCCUAGUCCUACCAACCUCUGCCCUAUCGCUCCCGCUCUCCUAGUCAACCAGGAAGUGAACAUGGAAGUGCACCAGGAAAUGCUUGACAACAGGCCGCUGCCUGGCUGCCAGACAGAAAGCAGGAAGGACAUCAACGAUAACAAUCCCUGCCCUCGACCCCAGUCUUACCCAGCCUACCCAGGAGUCUCUGCACGGCUGGAGGCUCCAACCACAGUGCCUGUCCUAGACAUCCGCUGCCAGGCCCAGCCCCAGCCAAACCUCCUCACUGUGCCCAACAGACAGAUCAAGCCAGUUCAGUCACAAAGCCCACAGGACAGAGAUGGGAUGGACACAGACAGUGAUGAUGAUGACACUGCUGUUCCUCUACGACGUCACAUGACUCAGCCCUGGGGGAUUGUGGGAAACCCUUCUCAUAAAGAGUCUGGUUCCUCCAAUCAGCGAGAGGUACUGCUUCACUCCUCCUGCCAACCAACUGAGAGACAGACAGACUGUCCAAUCAGCCACAAGAAUUCACAGGAGCUGGACCUGUCCUUCAAAUACAACUUGGGCUCCUGCAAUGAGUCGGAGAGUGAGGGAUCAGUGCCAGAGUUGGAAGAACCAGAGGUGGUGCCACUGAGAUCCUCAGAACCCCAGAUAGAGGACCUGUCUCAACAGGUGCACAAGGCAGCGGCAGAGAAGUUUAAGGUCCCGGUGGAGGCCUCCCACUGGUGCCCCCUGCACACCCAGCCUCACCAUCAAGGAGGAGAGCGAGGAGGAGGAGAAGUGUUCCAUAGUGCAACUGACUUUGACUCUGUCUGUCAGGUGGACGAGGGAGGUUUGGAGCAGAGGGAUAUAGAGCUGGUGAUGGCCCAGGCUAACGUGUCCCGUUCUAAAGCUGUCCGCGCCCUCAGACACAAACACAAUGACAUCGUUAACGCUAUCAUGUCUCCCCCACCUCUUCCCUCCUCCUCUCCUCCUCCUCUCUCCCCCUCUCCUCUCUCCUCCUCUCCUCCCCCCAGUACCUUCACGGUGCCGCCAGAUGAGGACCUCCCCACCCCCAUACAGGAGUCCCAGCCUCUCCUCACCACAGUCCAGCCUGUCACCCCACUCCUAGACACCCAGCCUCAAUCAACCAAUGUUCAGGCAGCCUCUGCAACCCUUUCUACUACCCCUAUCGCCCUUCCUAAGCACCCCCCUAUACCCACCGAAAGUGUCCCUAUGUCCCCUACCCCCUCCUCAUUUCUAUCUCCACCCACGUUAGCCCUGCCCUCAACCCCCAGCUUUACCCAGCCCACCCAGGAGUUUCUGCCACGGCUGGAGCCUCCAACCACAAUGCCUGUCCUAGACAUCCGCAGGCAGGUCCAGCCCCAGCCCCAGCCCCAGCCCCAGCCCCAACCAAACAUCCUCACCGAGCCCAACAGACAGGUCAAAACAGGUCAGUCACAAAGCCCACAGGACAGAGAUGGGAUGGACACAGACAGUGAUGAUGAUGACACUGCUGUUCCUCUACGACGUCACAUGACUCAGCCCUGGGGGAUUGUGGGAAACCCUUCUCAUAAAGAGUCUGGUUCCUCCAAUCAGCGAGAGGUACUGCUUCACUCCUCCUGCCAACCAACUGAGAGACAGACAGACUGUCCAAUCAGCCACAAGAAUUCACAGGAGCUGGACCUGUCCUUCAAAUACAACUUGGGCUCCUGCAAUGAGUCGGAGAGUGAGGGAUCAGUGCCAGAGUUGGAAGAACCAGAGAGGGUGCCACUGAGAUCCUCAGAACCCCAGCCCAUCUCUCCUGCUGAUGAGGGGAUUAACAGACCUAAGCAGAGCCGCAGUGAGAAGAAGGCCCGCAAGGCCAUGGGUAAGCUGGGCUUGCGGCCGGUCCACGGUGUGACCAGGAUCACUAUAAGGAAGUCGAAGAGCAUCUUGUUUGUCAUCAGCAGACCUGACGUCUUCAAGAGCCCCGCGUCAGACAUCUACAUCGUGUUUGGAGAGGCCAAGAUAGAGGACCUGUCUCAACAGGUGCACAAGGCAGCGGCAGAGAAGUUUAAGGUCCCGGUGGAGGCCUCCCCACUGGUGCCCCCUGCACCACCCAGCCUCACCAUCAAGGAGGAGAGCGAGGAGGAGGAGGUGGACGAGGGAGGUUUGGAGCAGAGGGAUAUAGAGCUGGUGAUGGCCCAGGCUAACGUGUCCCGUUCUAAAGCUGUCCGCGCCCUCAGACACAACACCAAUGACAUCGUUAACGCUAUCAUGGAGCUGACCAUGUGAAAGGAUGGACCCCCCCAAAGCAUAAACGCCACAGUCACAUCUGUAUCGCUGCUAUGUUGCAUUCUCCUUACCUGCUAAUAAACAGUGUGUUAUAACCACACUAGUGGGCGAUACUGUUAACCUCCCUUAUACUGCACAUGUCAUGUCCUGCAUGUAUAGUGAAAAUGGGGCAUUUUACAGACAGUCGCUUUUAUUACAUUAAACAGAAUACAAAACAUA
Salvelinus sp. IW2-2015 is the source of this 7268-nucleotide messenger RNA. Lineage: Eukaryota; Metazoa; Chordata; Actinopteri; Salmoniformes; Salmonidae. The record is from RefSeq and is a predicted model, not a curated record.